Molecule: messenger RNA, 876 nt
Organism: Pollicipes pollicipes
Lineage: Eukaryota; Metazoa; Arthropoda; Thecostraca; Pollicipedomorpha; Pollicipedidae
Exons: 7
Coding region: 1-876 (291 amino acids)
Source: RefSeq, a predicted model, not a curated record
AUGCUUCCGGGGCCAUCUGGCGGCCAGCCGGAGCAGCGCCGAGCCGUCACCGAUCCGGAGACGGUGGCGCCACCUGUGCUGCUCGUCGGCGUCUGGAGCGAGGGCGAGGACCAGGCGACUCCGACCGAGAUCGAGCUGCAGCAAAUGCGGCAGCGACUGCAGCACGUCUUCCAGGGGCAGCUGUGCGGCCGGCACGUGCACGGCGAAGUGUUCACGCUGCCGCUGUCCCGGGCGGCUAGUCAACUGGCGGCGCUGCGGGCCUGCGCCGCCCGGCUCAUGCUGGCCCAGGCUCACAUGGGCGAGAGGGUUCCCGUCCGCUGGCUCAGUCUGGAGGAGGAGGUGGCCCGCCGCGUCCGCGCCGGUCUCGUGGUCGCCACCCUGGACGAGGUGGAAACGAUGGCGGCCGAACAUGAGGUGGCGGGCGAGGAGCUGACCACCUUCCUGCAGUUCCACCAUGACCAGGGCAGUCUGCUGUACCACGGCGAUGCCGAGCACCGGCUCGUGCUGCUCUCGCCGCAGUGGCUCGUUCAGCUGAUCGCUGACGUCAUCAGAGCAAAACGGAAAUACUAUCAGUCGGCACCGAGCGGCUGGCGCCGUCUGGAGACGGAGGGCGUGGUGGAGGCGGGCCUGCUGACGCGCCAGUGGGACGACCUGACCAGCGACGCCGUUUCGCUGGGCGUGCUGCAGCGGCUGGGGCUGCUCUGUCAGCUGGCGCCGCCGCCCGGCCUCUACGACCUGGCCGACAGCGUAGCUCUGCCGAAGAUGCUGCUGAUGCCCUGUCUCAUCACGAGUCGGGCAGACUCGACGGAGUCAACACGCGAUUCGGCCGACGCCUUCACGUUCUAUAUAGACUUUUGCGGCUUCCUGCCCGCUUGA